Lobosporangium transversale is the source of this 3229-nucleotide messenger RNA. Its product is annotated as 10 TM acyl transferase domain found in Cas1p-domain-containing protein. Lineage: Eukaryota; Fungi; Mortierellomycota; Mortierellomycetes; Mortierellales; Mortierellaceae. The transcript is spliced from 3 exons. The coding region runs from base 353 to 3136 and encodes 927 amino acids. The record is from RefSeq and is a predicted model, not a curated record.
UUUUUUUCUUUUCUUUUUGGUCGCUUCUCUCUCUCUCUCUCUCUCUCUCUUUUCUCUUUUUCUCCCUUUCUAUAACUCGACUAUAUACUCCUCAUUGCCAGGCUUGUUCCUAUACACUGCUCUGCUUUUGUCGCAUCUAUUUGAAACCUGCAUAUCAUUAUUUUAUAUUACUUUUUUAUUUUUGGUCUCUCAUUUCAACCCAUUUUUUUUCAUUUGAUUCAGGCAUCUCAUUCAUCCCUCAUUCACCAUCCCUCACCCUCACCUGUAUUUCCUAUAAACUAUUCGUAUAAAUAUCAAACCAGACCUUUUCGAGCGCAGAAAUAGAAACCAAAGCAUUACUCUUGGUUUUCUAAUGCAGAUUCCGGCCUCUUUAUCUCGCUCCACAUCUUCAUCGAACAUGUACCAGCGCAGCCUCCAGGCGUUGUUUGUCGGUGCUGCCAUCGCUGUGGUGGUACUCGCGACUCUAAAACAAAUCUUCGAUCCUGCGGAUAGGACACGAUGUGAGAGUCUUUUGAAUCAUGGAUCAUGGUUGGACAUAGAGGGCACCCAGUGGCAACCAAAGGGAUGUAUGCUCAGGACAUAUAAUCCACAAUAUACAACAUCAUGUAUUGGUGGGUCAAGAGUUGUCAUGAUCGGAGACUCAGUUUCACGCCAGCUAUACUAUUCGCUUGUCAAAAAAGUCAUUCCAGAUGCCAGCACAGAUGGUGACCGCCAUUCUGACAUAUUUAAUCGGGACCCAGAGUCAGGAACAACGUUUGAAUUUUACUGGGACCCCGUUUUGAACUCCACUAAAACCAUGGCCCUAUUAACUGCCUCUGAGGAUCGAGUAAUGAGAAGCGAAGAAAAAACGCCAUCCAUAUUUCUAGUCGGCACGGGACUCUGGUUCUUACGGUAUGCAGAAUGGUCAGGAGGUAUUGAUCAGUGGCAACACAUCAUGGAACGGCUAAUUCUUCAGAUGGGCAGUCCUCGACUGGAACCAUUAGCACAGCAUCUAUUCAUUUCACCUAUUCCCUCUGUCAACACUGAAAAGCUCUCAGAAGAGAGGCUCAGAACCCUACUGCCUGAUGAAAUCAACAAAAUGAAUACUUUCCUCAAAGACGCUACACGCGGGAGCUCAAUCACCGUUCCUUUCGCAUGGACAAAAAUGACCAAAACUGCCGCAAGCGAAACUAAAGACGGAUUACACUAUGCAGACCGGAUAAUGGCUGUAGAGGCCGACAUCCUACUUAAUUAUAUUUGUAACAAUAAGCUGCCAAAAACUCCACCGAUGAGCACAACGUGCUGCUUCGACUAUCCCAGCAACUAUUGGUUCCAGACUCUAAUGUUGGGUAUCUUUUUGGUGUGGCUGCCGCUUGGACUUGUUGUGCAGACAUACUAUCGACAUCAUGCCGCAUCAUCCUUCUUCCCAAGUCUUACAGUUUUGCGCUCUUUUGCCGUGGUCGCUGGUGCAGUUGUCUAUAUGUACUAUGCAGAUCGCACUAGUUUAUUUGCAAAGGGAAAUAAGUUCUUUUCCUGGUCAACUUUUAUAUCUCUCAUCUUCCUUUGUAUUGUGGCUGGCUCCAUGACAUUGAAGAGGGCAGAAAAGGACCAGGUAUUUUUGAACAGAGAUCAAACAGACGAGUGGAAAGGCUGGAUGCAAAUUGUCAUUCUUAUUUAUCACUAUGUUGCAGCCUCAAGUGUCUCAUCCAUCUACAACCCCAUUCGAAUGCUUGUGGCCAGUUAUCUGUUCAUGACUGGAUUUGGUCACUUUGUCUUUUACUACAAGAAGGCUGACUUCGGGUUCAACCGCGUAGCCUCGAUCCUCGUCCGAUUGAACCUGCUUACUGUCUUAUUGACAUAUACUAUGAAUACAACCUAUCUCGCCUACUACUUUGCUCCGCUGGUUUCGUUCUUCUACCUGACCAUUUACGUCAUGAUGUAUAUUGGUCAUACCCACAACCAUAACCCAGUUUUCAUCAUUAGCAAGGUCUUGAUAACUGCUAUAAUCACCACCACCAUCAUCCGGGUCCCUUUCUUCCUGGAUACAGCAUUUACCGUCUUGCGGUUCUUCUUCGGUAUUUCCUGGUCAGCAACCGAGUGGCGAUUCCGGCUACAUCUGGACGUCUGGAUUGUCUUUAUUGGUGCGCUCUUUGCAUAUGGAUUUAUCAAAGCACAAGAAAUUUCUAUUACCACACAUCCUCAUUGGGACACCAUUCGACGAGCAUCCAUUAUAGCCUCUGUCAUCGGACUGGUUGGAUACUUCAUCUUUGAGAUAUCCAUGCAAAAGUUUGAAUAUAAUCUUUGGCAUCCUUAUAUUUCUUGGAUUCCAAUCAUAUCGUUCGUCAUCCUUCGCAAUAGCACCGCAGUACUAAGGAAUACAACCUCAACUUUUUACUCGUUUGUUGGCAAAUGCUCUUUGGAGACAUUCAUCUGUCAAUUUCAUAUGUGGCUUGCAGGCGAUACCAAAGGUAUUCUGGUCAUCUCGCCUUGGGCGGAGGGCCCAGGAGCAUGGUCAUUCAAUUUGGCGCUUUCAUCGUUCCUUUUUUUAAUGGUUGCACAUGUGCUAAGUGGGGCAACAGGCGAACUCUCAGACUGGCUGGUUACAGGACGAGAGCCAAAGCCCAAAGUCAACACGGCGAUACCAACAGUCAUCACAACAGCAGAACGUAUGCCCAUUAGUGCAAAGGAGAGGGAAGGGGGGUCGGUGUUACCCAUCACUGUCAAGCGACAAUCGGUCAUGGUUUCGCCUAUUGCGGCUUCAGCAGGCGUUGCAGGACCUGCUACUCUCAAGAAUCUAAUGGAGGCCAGUCUAGCAAGGGAAGUGGCUAAUGGUAAGCCUAGUGAGUCUGGAGCAACAGGCCAACAGGACGAGGCCCUGACACACCUUAAUCAUCCAAAAACUACGGAUUCAGCAGGAAGAGAAAAAAGUGGAACAGCAACGAAUGGAGGAGAGAAGAAAGAAGGUGUUGUUCUGCAAAUCGAUACUAGAAACACAAACUCGCUACGCUCUGGAGGUGCCGUGUCUUCUGCGCUGUCACCAACUUCGAUUACAUUCAAGAGUCUGUGGGCAAAGCCCGUGUGGAAAGUGGGCAUCUUUUUAGGAAUCAUCUGGGUACUUAAUUACGGAUCAACAUGGCGCUCCAAUACACCCAGUUAGUGCUAAAUUGCGACAAAGUAAAUGAAAAGAUCAUAGAUAUUUUCAUUGCGUGCCAGUGUUGUCCUGCUGAUGCGAUAAAAGGCAAUAUAUUAU